Messenger RNA from Diachasmimorpha longicaudata, 1456 nucleotides. RefSeq lists its product as uncharacterized. NCBI's taxonomy places the organism in Eukaryota, Metazoa, Arthropoda, Insecta, Hymenoptera, Braconidae. Bases 379 to 1203 code for a protein of 274 amino acids. The record is from RefSeq and is a predicted model, not a curated record. The transcript has 4 exons.
AGGUGACUGAGCUGACACAAAUUUCUUUGGAUUCUUUAUGAAAAUGAAUAAAGUAGAGUUGGGGUGGAAUAUAUGACAAUUUCUUAAUUUAUUUUCUUGAGACACUUGCGACUUAGCGCUUGAUGGCUUGGAAAGAUUAAACGAUGAUCCAUAUGCUUUUUCAACCUCGGAUGAAGGGUUUGUUCAGCUGCAGAUUGAGGAGUUGAAAAAGAAAUUAAAAUUUAAAAGGAUUGACUAUCAUAAUGACGAAAUUAAUGCCAUGUUUUCUCAACUGGAAGGAUCCCUUAAUGAGGUUGAGUCUGACAAUGGCAAAUCAAGUGCUUUUGAAAUAUCUCCAAAUGAAAAAGGCAAAGAGAAUGACGUGCGAAAGAGGAGACUAUGUUUGAAGAGAAAGAAGACUUUAAAGGUUUCAUCUUCCGACAGUUCAGUCGAUGCUUACCAGGAAAGACGAUCAACGAAAAAAAAAAGUUUUCUGAUCAUUCACGUACUGUGAAUUCUGAAAUUUGUGAUGAAAGAACUGUCUCAAAUAAAAAGGUACUCAGUUAUUCUGACACACAGGAAGAAUCUGCACACUAUUCUCAAAAACCACAGCAACGAUCACAGCCCUCGCCUUCAAGCACUACAAAUAAAACAGGAUCUUAUGAUGACUUAUCAGAAUCUUUGAGCUCAAAGGAACGCAAGGACUCAGAGAAAUUAACUUUUAGAAGAAAAGAGCGUUUUUCGGCUACUCCCUUCGGUAGACCCCUCCAAUCGCGAAACAGACCCAUUCCAAUGACGUUUCCUCGCUCAAAGUCAUCAUUGGACUUUUCUGAUCAUGUAGCAACUUCACGAAGAAAUUCUGAUCAGUCAGUUGACUUUUCCAAAUAUUUGCGUAACUUGACAUCAGCGUUAGGCCAGGUACAAGGACUACUGGUUAAAGUUCAUGACGGCCAGCAAGGGAUCAAGGAUUUAUUGGCUGAUCCUCGGAAUGUCCGGGGAGAGUACCAACCAAUUGCCACAUUGAAAGAUUACUAUUGUGAGGAUAUCAACAAAUUCCAGCAGUUCAAUAAAAAAUUGGAAGAAGAACGUGAUUUUCGUGAAAAAAUUGGAAGAUUUUACAUGUUUCUUUUUGAUGGCCUCUGCAAAAAUUUCAAGGUUUUCAAUUUAUGUGUAUUUUUCAGUCCAUUGCGAUGGUCAGUAAGCUUAAUUCAAAAUAUUCAUUGACCAAAAAUAUUGGCUAUAUGCUGAAGCCCCUAAUACCCAAAGAGGUCCGAUUGAAUUAUGUUUCGCGAAAGAAAACAAAAGACAAAAGUGUAUUCAGUGAACUAUCUAUCUGGUGUUGCAUCGCAGAGGCCUUUCAGCGGGAAGCCAAAACCAAGAAGAUUGCAGCAUACAAAGAAGCAAACCUCAUCCAAGCUUUGGGAGGAACGAUAAACAACUGCCGCUCAUGGGGAAAAGCGAAUAAAACGGGCGAUGG